Molecule: messenger RNA, 684 nt
Organism: Myotis davidii
Lineage: Eukaryota; Metazoa; Chordata; Mammalia; Chiroptera; Vespertilionidae
Product: olfactory receptor 4P4-like
Exons: 3
Coding region: 1-684 (227 amino acids)
Biological process (GO): G protein-coupled receptor signaling pathway
Cellular component (GO): membrane
Molecular function (GO): G protein-coupled receptor activity; olfactory receptor activity
Source: RefSeq, a predicted model, not a curated record
AUGAUUGAAGGACAAAGAAGUUAUUAUACUAAAAAUUGCAUCUCAAAAAUUUUCUUCUUCAUCUUCAUGGGUAUCACUGAAUUUUACCUUCUAACUGCCAUGGCCUAUGACCGCUAUGUAGCCAUCUGCAGACCCCUUUACUACAUGGUCAUCAUGAGCAGAAAGGCAUGCUAUGUCCUUGUGAUGGCCUCUGUCAUUGGGGGAUUUAUCCAUUCCAUCCUGCAUGUAUUGAUUAUUGUCCAACUUCCCUUCUGUGGCCCCAAUCAGAUAGAUCACUAUUUCUGUGAUGUAUUCCCCCUGCUGAAGCUGGCCUGCACCGACACGAGCCUGUUGAUUAUUGCGAUCAUUACCACCACCGGGGUGCUGUCCAUUCUGACCUUUGUUGCCUUGGUAAUUUCUUACAUCAUCAUCCUGUCCACCCUGAGGACACGCUCGUCCGAGGGAUGCCGCAAAGCCCUCUCCACCUGCGGCUCACACAUCACUGUCGUGUUCAUGUUCUUCUUGCCCCUCAUCUUCACCUAUGUCCCCACAGCUGAUUCUGUCAAUAAAGACAAGGUCUUUGCCUUGUUUUACACCAUGAUCGCCCCCAUGUUCAACCCUCUCAUCUACACGCUGAGAAACACGGACAUGAAGAAUGCCAUGCGGAAAGUGUGGUGCCGAGACAAAUUAUUGGAAGGUAAAUGA